UGUGUGUGUAUGUAUAUAUAUACAUGACAUUUGACAUUCUAUUUUUUCAAAUUAUCCCGCAUAAUACCGGAAGUUUUAUUUCCCGCGCGAAACUCAUCUGUAACGCCAUCGUAGUUAUAUACCUGUAGAGUGUAGAAUAAAUAAGGUUAGAAAAUUGAAAUUUUGUAAAAAGCCGGUGUAGAGCUGAUAUUCGACCAAUGUUAUAUCAACAAUUUAUAGAAUUGGAAUAAUCUUAAUUGAAGCAACGCAAAAAUGGAGCUCACUGACGAUAAUCUACUUACUUUAAGUGAAUAUCUGAAGCACACAUUGAAUCCUGAUGUCAAUGUUCGUCGUCCUGCUGAAAAAUCUUUGGAAGCAGUUGAGCUGAACAAAAACUAUCCAUUACUUUUAUUACAUUUAGUUGAUAAACCUGAAGUUGAUAUAACUAUAAGGAUUGCUGGAGCAAUCGCAUUUAAAAAUUAUGUCAAAAGAAAUUGGAAAAUUGAUGAUGACACUGUAGUUAGAACAGACAAAAUCCACAAAGAAGAUAGAGAGUCUAUAAAAAAACUUAUUAUAAAUUUAAUGCUUCAUUCUCCUGACUCAAUACAAAAGCAGUUAUCUGAUGCUGUGUCAGUUAUUGGUAGAUAUGAUUUUCCUGAUCAAUGGCCUGAACUUAUAGAUCAAAUGGUGGAAAAAUUUAACACGGGAGAUUUUCAUAUAAUUAAUGGAGUAUUACACACAGCACAUUCUUUGUUUAAGAGAUAUAGAUAUGAAUUUAAAAGUCAAGAUUUAUGGACAGAAAUAAAAUAUGUACUGGAUAAGUUUGCCAAACCACUUACUGAUCUUUUUUUGGCUACAAUGAAUUUGACUCAAGUACAUGCUAGUAAUAUAGAAGCAUUAAAAGUUAUUUAUAAUUCUUUGACAAUUUUGUGUAAAGUAUUUUAUUCUCUGAACUACCAGGAUUUACCAGAAUUUUUUGAAGAUAAUAUGGAAGUAUGGAUGAGCAAUUUUCACAACCUUCUUAUCGUAAAUGUACCAUCAUUACAAACAGAGGAUGAUGAAGAAGCUGGUGUUAUAGAGCAAUUAAAAUCACAAGUUUGUGAUAAUGUUUGUUUGUAUGCACAGAAAUAUGAUGAAGAGUUCCAACAAUAUUUGCCACAAUUUGUUACAGCAAUUUGGAAUUUACUGACUUCUACUGGUCAACAGCCAAAAUAUGAUUCGUUGGUGUCAAAUGCUUUACAAUUUUUGGCAACUGUAGCUGAUCGUAAUCAAUAUAGACAUCUUUUUGAAGAUCCAGCUACUCUCAGCAGUAUCUGUGAAAAAGUAAUUAUUCCAAACAUGGAAUUUAGAGAAUCUGACAAUGAACUAUUUGAGGAUAAUCCAGAAGAAUAUAUACGUCGAGAUAUUGAAGGUAGCGACGUUGAUACAAGAAGAAGAGCUGCUUGUGAUUUAGUAAAAGUGCUCUCAAAAUACUUUGAAGUAAAAAUAAUGGAAAUAUUUGGUGCAUAUAUUCAGGCUAUGCUGCAAAAUUAUGCUGCCAAGCCAACUGAGAAUUGGCGCAGCAAAGAUGCAGCAAUUUAUCUUAUUACAAGCAGCGCCAGUAAAGGUCAAACUCAAAAACAUGGUGUAACCAUAACUAGUGAUCUUGUACCCCUUCCUCAAUUUGCUGCUAACCACAUAGAACCAGAACUUGCUAAGCCCAAUGUAAACGAAUUACCUGUUUUAAAAGCAGAUGCCAUCAAGUUCAUAAUGAUUUUUAGAAAUAUCCUGCCUCCAGAACAAGUGAUUGGCAGUUUACCUCAAAUGAUUAGACAUUUAUCAGCAACAAGUCCAGUAGUGCAUAGUUAUGCUGCUUGUGCGAUUGACAAAAUUUUAGCUUUAAGAGAUAAAAAUAAUGUUACUCUAGUUAAAGCAGAAAGUAUUGCACCCCUGGCUGCUGAUUUACUCAACUGUUUAUUUAGAGUUCUUGAUUUACCAGGAGCAGAGGAAAAUGAGUACAUCAUGAGAGCCAUAAUGAAUUGUUUUGUCGUAUUGAGAGGAGCUAUAGUGCCCUUCUUAGCAGAAUUACUUCCAAAAUUAACACAAAAAAUUGCCGUUGUCGCUAGAAAUCCAAGUCGUCCUAAUUUUAAUCAUUAUCUUUUUGAAACAUUAAGUAUUUCCAUCAAAAUUGUAUGUAAAUCAAAUCCAGCAGCUAUUGCAUCAUUUGAACAAGCUCUUUUUCCUACUUUUCAAGGAAUAUUGGUUCAAGAUAUUCAAGAAUUUGUUCCAUACGUGUUCCAAAUUUUGGCCUUAUUACUGGAGCUACAAACUGGCUCAAAUGUACCCGAAACUUAUAUGGAAUUAUUUCCUUGUUUAUUAAGUCCCGUUUUAUUUGAAAGGCAAGGCAACAUACAUCCGUUAAAUAGACUUUUACAAGCCUUUGUAACCCAUGGAUCGCAUCAAAUUAUCGCACAAGAUAAAGUUAGUGGUUUGCUUGGAGUUUUUCAAAAAUUGAUGGCUUCUAAGGCAAACGAUCAUGAAGGUUUCUUACUGAUACGGGCUGUUGUUGAACAUUUUCCGCCAAACAUAUUGGAACCUUACAUGAAACACGUUUUUGUCAUACUUUUUCAAAGAUUAUCAAGCAGCAAAACAACAAAGUUUGUCCGGGGUCUCAUUGUCUUUUUCUCGUUUUAUGCCAUCCGAUAUGGAGCAAGUAAUUUAGUUACUAUUGUGGAUUCUAUUCAAUCUCAAAUGUUUGGCAUGGUGAUUGAAAGAGUAAUAAUUGCUGAUUUACAAAAGGUGUCUGAUGAAAUUGAAAGGAAGAUUGCAGCCAUUGGAAUUUCCAACAUAUUAAUUGAUUGUGCAGCUAUGCUAGAAAGUCCCUACAAUGUAUACUAUCCUCGUCUUUUGGCUUGCUUGAUUGAAUUCUUUGAAUUGCCUCAUGAUGAAACCCAGUUGCCAGAAGAUGAGCAAGUUUUAGAUGUAGAUGAUUCAUCUGGCUAUCAAGCUGCCUACAGUCAACUGAUUUUCGCAAAAAAUCAGAAGAGGGAUCCUUUAGCUUCAAUUGCAGAUGUUCGCUUACAUCUGGCACGAGGAUUAGGUAGAAUGAAACCUGGACAACUACCUCAGCUAUUAGGACAAAUACCUGAACCAAAUGCAAAUCAUCUGAGAACUUAUUUGCAAACGGCUGGGAUUACUGUUACAUAAUAUGAACUUCAAGUUCGGGGCAGGCUAAAAAUACACUUAAUGUCCCGUAAAUUUAAUAGAAUUCAAUUAAACAAAAUGUGAUUAAACAUAGAUUGGAAAAACUGAAGUUUUUAAAGAACAAAUAUACUUUUAAAUUCAUUUUAAAUAGUUGAAUACAUAAGAAAGGCAGAUUUAAACUUCAAUAUUUGUCAGAUAUUUUUGAUCAAAAGAAUUCAGUUCGUACUUUUUUGAAGUUGGAAUUUUCGAUUGUAAUUAGCUGAUAAUUUUAUUUUUUGAUUGUAUUUAUUUUUUGUGCGUCAAAUGAAUAUGGCAAGACUUAAUUUAAAAAAUUAUUUCGCUUAUGGCCAAUUUCUUUACAAGCUAAGAUAUGAAUGUAUUCCCAAAUAUUAUAUUGUUCAACAGAAUAAUAGAAUUUUGUACAUGUAUUUUUUAAAUAAUCGAAUAAUACAAUGUGUAAAAACAUUAUUUUAUUGUACAGUCAUAACUAUUUAAAACUAACGUAUUUCGUACUCAAUAUAAAAAAAAACAUAGUGUUAACAUGUUACGGAAACAAAUAAUGUCAAUUUAUGGCAAUUGGUUGAAUAAAAUAUUGAUUUUGAAUAUUGCAUAACGCAAAAGUGUGUGCGUGCGUAUGCGUGCACGCGUACGCAUGUAUGUAUGUUUCAGUAUCUAAAAUGACGAUAAAAAUAAAAUCGUUUUACUUUAAGCUUAAACGAUUCGGUCAAUAAAUUAUAAAUUUUAAACGAAUCUCCUUGCAGUGGGAUUCAGAAAAUUAAAUGACUAUUAGAUAUAUGAAUAGACUACACAAAUAACAUAGAUAAGUUGAUGACAUAAAUGAAGAUAUGGCAAUUAUAGAUUCCUGUCUGAAAGAACUCUAAAAAAAACUCAAUAAAAAGGUAAAAUUUUUUAUUUCUGCUGAGAAGUGGUCUGCAGAACUCAAUUUAAGUUAAUUUAGAUGAUAUUUUCAAAACCUUUCGAAUGAUUUUUAUAAAAUAGAUACCCUCCUAUAACAUUUCUUUAGAGUUUAUUAGAGAAACAUAAGUAAUAUUUUAUUUACUGCCAAAAUCUUUUAAUCCUGACAAAAUAUUGUAUAUUUUAUCAGGAAUAUUUGUCAUUAUAAUUUUGAAGGACAAAAUGAAUAUACUAAGAAUUUAAUGUUCAAAGGAUCGCGUUGAGAAAGCAUAGCUUGUCGAUGUAUUAGGAAGUAAUUGCCCGAGUAAGAAUAAACGGGAAUGCAUUGCAUGCUGAAAAAUAUACUUGGCAAUUGCUUUACUGCAUUUCCUUGAAAAAUUUUAAUUUGAUUCAAGAAUAAUAUAAAAAAUUGAGGGUUUCAAACGAAUUUAAUAUAAAAUAUUCGUAAUAAAUUCACCUCGUGUUGUGAUGGCGGAAGCUUCGAGUUUAGAGUUUCAAAAUAGUCCGUUUAGCUUUUGUUACUCGCCAGAUCGCAAUUCAUAAUAUAAGCUAAAAUUUUAUAUUUCAGUAAUUAUCUGAUUUUUAUCUAUAAAAAUAUUGUAAUGAAUAAAAAAACUACUAACUUUGAAAUCGUCACUUGAAGGCUUACGUUGACAACGUUUUUGCAAGCUCGAGUUUAACAUGCAUAAUUAUGUGUUCUAUGCCAUAAUUUAUUUUUUAUGAUUCUUAUAGAUAUACAAUGUUAUUGCUGUAAUAACUGUCGACAAUAUA
This is a messenger RNA of Phymastichus coffea, 4848 nucleotides long. RefSeq names its product exportin-2 (gene Cse1). The record is from RefSeq and is a predicted model, not a curated record. Gene Ontology annotation, biological process: protein export from nucleus; protein import into nucleus. The coding region runs from base 253 to 3165 and encodes 970 amino acids. NCBI's taxonomy places the organism in Eukaryota, Metazoa, Arthropoda, Insecta, Hymenoptera, Eulophidae. Gene Ontology annotation, cellular component: cytosol; nuclear envelope. The transcript has 16 exons. Gene Ontology annotation, molecular function: small GTPase binding; nuclear export signal receptor activity.